AUGACUCAAGAAAAGGCAAUGAGUGAUGCUGAAUUCGCAGAUACGUACAAGAAGCUAAACGAAGGAGAAAAAACAGCCACAAAAAUCGAACAAAUGCUCGAUGAUAUCGAAUCUAAAAUGGAUGAAUUGAUAAAAGAAGCUGAAAAUAUAAAUGCGGAUCCACAAGAU
Molecule: messenger RNA, 168 nt
Organism: Hansenula anomala
Lineage: Eukaryota; Fungi; Ascomycota; Saccharomycetes; Phaffomycetales; Wickerhamomycetaceae
Gene: CMI7
Product: Cmi7p
Exons: 1
Source: RefSeq, a predicted model, not a curated record